AUGCCAUUGGGAUCUGGAGCUGGGGUUAGGAUGAUGGAAAAAAAUGACCAGUUUACGUCGAUCCAAUACACCUGCGACGACCGAAGAGAUGACUUACGCGCCCAGUGGAAGGCUUUAAUCCAUCUAAAGGGUGUUGCAGAAGUGCCCAACAGCGCUUCCAUGGUGGCGGCAGCCGAGUGGAUACGUCAUAGACACGCCAAUGAACAUACAUGGCCAGCUUCCAGAACGUUGCUGUGUUCUUAUGGAAGGACUUUCGUUGAGAUCUGCGUUUGUUUCAGAAAAGGAUGCUAUCAGUGCGGUGCGCUCCUGCUUCUUUCCUUCACUACCUUUGGUAUGCCCUCUAUAUCGGCUGCACUGAUCGAAGCGGCCCGAACGAAGGAGUCUUUCUGCGAACCCGAGGAGAACGAAACAUGUCGGUCUCGCAUACGGCCAUGGAAAUGCUCUCCCAGGCAUAUCUUCCACUUCUUCGUCGAGCAGUUUUACCCACACCACCUGAAGAUGUUCGUUCUAUUCAUCAUUGCAGCACUGCAUCUAGCCUACACCAGAGAAUUUCUAACAACUUUCCGCGCAUACGAGUCUCUUGCCAACCAGGUUGAGUUUCGUGCAUCACCAGGAAUUGAAAGUCGUGAUGACAUUAAUCUGGUACGAUUUGUCAUGAUAGCAUUUGUCGAUUACAAAAAGAACUUAUGGAUGACAGUGGGAGCGAUGUGUGCAUCGUUAUCGACUAGUGCUAUUAUCGUGUUCUUCUACAACACGUACUGGCAUCAGAUGAGCAAGAUCACAAGAGUAGUAGUGUGCGUGGUGGACAUGGUCGCAUUCUUGUCGCUGCCAUUUUUGCUCGGUGCUCGGCUGAUGAUCGCAGUGAACCUCACUACGUAUCUCGAACCAUCACUCCGUGCAGCUUCCCGUCUUGUGUCUACUAACACAUUCAUGAAUGACCUUGUAUGCUCUAUCAUUACAAGAGAAUCGCUUCCGCUAUGCAGCAUGGUUGUUGAACGAUCGAUCUUCCCGAUUCUGAUCCUGAAAUAUCUCAUUGUGCUUUGUGUUUUAACUGCAGCUUACAUUCUUCUCGCUUAUAUUAUUGAGUACUGUAUUCGUCAUUGGUUUCCGCCAUCGGAUCACGAGGAGUUCGUAGAUCGUGACCGCAUUCCCGUUGAAUCCGCUUGA
Messenger RNA from Necator americanus (New World hookworm), 1167 nucleotides. RefSeq lists its product as uncharacterized. NCBI's taxonomy places the organism in Eukaryota, Metazoa, Nematoda, Chromadorea, Rhabditida, Ancylostomatidae. The record is from RefSeq and is a predicted model, not a curated record. The transcript is spliced from 10 exons. Bases 1 to 1167 code for a protein of 388 amino acids.